Molecule: messenger RNA, 755 nt
Organism: Dioscorea cayenensis subsp. rotundata (Guinea yam)
Lineage: Eukaryota; Viridiplantae; Streptophyta; Magnoliopsida; Dioscoreales; Dioscoreaceae
Exons: 7
Coding region: 406-744 (112 amino acids)
Source: RefSeq, a predicted model, not a curated record
GCGGGAGCAGAGCAUCAGCGAUUUGGUGUUCCUGAGAACUCCCGCGUUCGGUGCUCUUCGUCGGAAGGGGCGAAAAACUAGGGUUUCUCAAAUCAAUCCAUUUGGGAUCCAAGAAGACAAGCAUGGCAGAAGAGCUUCUCGGCAUCUCCAAAUUCAAGCUCCACCUCCUCGCCUUCAUCUCCGAAGCUCGAGAUCUCAGAGAUAGUGAGCGUUGUGCUAGAGAAAAGCUCUUGCAUUCCGCUCAGAGAGAAAAGAAAAUUGAAGCUGAGUGCGCUCAGAAGGUGAAAGGAUUGCAAAUGGAGGUAGCCUCACGAGAUGAAGUGAUUUCUGAAGCUUGAAUCCGAGGUGAAAUUCCUUAAGACCGAGAGUGCAUUGCUAGGAAAACGGGAAAAUGAGCUAAAGGAGAUGAUAAAUGAUUUGCUUCAAUCAAGAGACACCUUUUUAAGUGUCUAUCAGGAAUCUACCAGUGAAUUGAGGCAUACAAUUGAAAAAAGAGACAAAAUGCUUGCUGUUCUCUCGGAAAAGAUUCAGGCACAUAUGCUUGUGCUUGAUUCAAUAAGGAAGGAAGCUGCUUCUGUCAAAGAUGUUGUAGAUAACAUUAAGCAACUUGUUAUUGAAAAGGAACAAGUAGCUACUGUAUUGAAGUUGAAGAUGGAGAAGGUCUCAGAAUUUAAGAAGGAUUUUGUUGACAAAAUCCAUUUUCUAGAGAACAAGCUUAGUGAGUAUAAAGCUGGAACUUCGUAGAAGGGAGAUUA